This is a messenger RNA of Folsomia candida, 5494 nucleotides long. RefSeq names its product prolyl 4-hydroxylase subunit alpha-2. Gene Ontology annotation, molecular function: iron ion binding; L-ascorbic acid binding; protein binding. The record is from RefSeq and is a predicted model, not a curated record. Gene Ontology annotation, biological process: peptidyl-proline hydroxylation to 4-hydroxy-L-proline. The transcript has 5 exons. Bases 3439 to 4590 code for a protein of 383 amino acids. Gene Ontology annotation, cellular component: endoplasmic reticulum. NCBI's taxonomy places the organism in Eukaryota, Metazoa, Arthropoda, Collembola, Entomobryomorpha, Isotomidae.
GUGUUUCAUACAAAUCGAAAAACCUAAUUAUGUUUCAUGUACACAUUAGAGCAGCACAAGUGCAUUUUGAAAAAUUUUAAUUGGAGGUUGAAAGUGUUUUUGGCAGAAAUACGUAAAGGAUAACUGACACUGCACAUUUAGCUAUCCUCCUGUGACAAAAUUGGGCUGAGCUGUCAAUCAAGAUGCAACGGAACGGAAUUUAAUGGUUUCAUUGAACGCAAUUAAAUUGAUACUUUGGCAUUUACGUACAAAUUUCAGGUCCAGGUUCAGUAUCGGUGAGUUUGGCAUCGUUCUGCAUUCAGCUUCUUUAGGUAUAUUUUAAGCUAAAGAAACUACUCAUCAAGUCAAGUCAAGUAAUCCUUUAUUAACAUGUCAACAAAUAUCAGUUAAUAUAAACUGGUUUCCAAUUCAUGACACAAUUGCUAUAAUUUAUGAAGCGCCUAUUCUAAGCGUCUUUCGUAAGGUUUAGGAAUGUCCCCUUAGAGCCUCGCUACGGGGGAAUGCGCGGUUUCUUUUCUCGCGAAUAUGUUUUUUUUGAUAAAUCAAAUUAUAAGCUUUAAUUUGGUAUAUCUAAGUAAUUUCUCAUCAUGUUUAAGGCUAGAAGAUCUUGAAUUGAAGGUCGGAAAAAAGAGUGAACGCGUUAUAUAAAAACAAAAACAAACUGCGACUCUAAAACUACUUGGUCCAUUAUUGUUAGUGUUUACAUAUUUUUAUAGAAAUUUGUAUAAUCAUGACAAGUAAUGGAAAAAAGAUGGAGGACAAUAUAAGGAGAAUUAAAUAAUCCGCCACCUAGUCAGCUAGAAACUGUCUUUACCGAGGUGAAAUGAAAUGUUACAACCGGAAAAUAUUUUUUACAGUUGGGUAAGGAUAAACUAAGCCAACCGUUAUGUGAUAAUGACAAUUUUAUGGAUUUUAUUACAACUUUAUUUCGAGUGCAUCAUUAUUGGUUGUCAUCAACGUGGGCCUACCACAUGUCACACAAAUUGGAUAACCUACUUUAUGCUAUUCAAAAAAUUCCUGCAUAGAUUCUUCUAACAUGAAAUUGAUGAAAUUUUCAAAAUAAAUAUUUCCAUUCAACAUAUUUAUUAUAGGAAUUUUGUCUUUUGUUUAAGUGUAAGUGUCUUUUCACACCUUAGGUCGUUAUUAAUACGGCCCCAAGAAACUCUAAUUUGGAAAGGACAAUAACAAAUUCCACGUAUAAUCACCAAUACUACUGAAAUACUCAAAUUUAUACGCAUUGCCUACCCAGUAGAAUCGAUAAUCGUUCCACACUCCCAAGAGAGCAGAUUAAGAGAUUUCAACACCUUACCGUUCACCCCAGUCCCCAUCGGGCAUGCCCACCUGCUGGAACCCCACUUCUUCAGAACCUCACCCGUCCCUGUAUUCAGGUAGAUUAAAACCGAUAGCAAAAAUUUUAUCAACCCGAUUAACGAGCUGGAUAAGUAUGGCGUCCAGAAAUACGCGAAGCCCGGCACUUCGGCAAACAUUCGACACGUAACGUAAUUAAAGGCCACGAUAACAACGAACGACGUAAAUAACAUCAUGGACAGCCAUGAAUUAUGAAUUCUGAAUUAUGCCACACAAAAAGGCAUCUACUUAUUAUCGUCGUAAAUUACUUUUCGCAAAUCAUAAGAAAUUUUCUUGUAUCGUUUUCAUUUAAAAUAAGUCCUUCGCCACAUCGAUUUCGCAAAUAAAGAUUUUUUCGAGUGACAUGAAUAUCCAUAUAUGUAUUGUUUUUGAAAUUUUGAGAGUCAAAACUUUUACAAAACUUCGAGAUGGAAUUUUUUAUAAACAAUGUAUUUUUUAGAAAAUUUCUCUCCUUAACGUGCUAACAAUUGAGGAAGUGCUUCACCAUUAUGGUUACCAGGAAAUGCAAAAAUAAUAAUAAAUAGAUCAAAUCCCAGUUUGUUUCUUAAACAUAAUCCGCUUUCCCAUUUUGGAGAGACACACACAUGAAAAAAUCGGUGAAAUUGAAAGCAAUAAAGUGAAAAUAAAAUGGAUGCGAAGGUAAAAAAAAAUGUAUAGUACUUACAGCUUCCGUGUGGAUGGGAUGCACGGCAAAGAGCAUGGAGGCCACGAAACUCCCCAAUCCCAAAAUCCAUGUUCAAUUGUUACCAUGACUAUCAAAUCAAUACAAGUGCUGGCCAAUUAAAAAUCGGCAUUGUUUCUUGGCACGUAUUUAAAUCUUGAUACUGUAAAACAAAGCAACUUUCUCUUUCACAAAUAAAUAUUCUCCACACAUGAAAAUGAAAUUGUAAUUUACAAUUUGUAAAUAUGAUCGACCGAAGAACAAUGCACUUUCAUUUAUUUACUUAAGCAGGCAUUCAUAAUUAACUGACUCCGCGUCAAUAAUUCAGAUCCCUUUCUUGCUCAGAUCUUUUUCACGAAAUGUUUCUAUUUUCCAUCUUUUUAUCAAUAUUCCUGCUAAAAUCUUCGUUGGUGAAUGCUUCCUAUAAUGGGUUAUCCAUCGUUAACUUAGCGGCCUUGGCCAAGUCAGAAGUUUUGAUUUCCACAGAAAUUCAUAAAUUGGCUAAGGAGUCGUCCCAUUUUGUGAAAAGUUUCCCAUACGUUCCCGAAUAUUUGGAGGAUUAUAAACUCGCGAGGGGGAACUUGGACGUGUGGGAUGUGGCGAGUAACCCCAUCGCGGCGUACGCCAUGAUAAGCAGAUAUGUGUACUUGUUGGACAAACUUAUGGGCGAUAUUCACCAGAGGGGAAAUUAUGGUUCGAUUAUAUUUAAUAGUUUAAUUUUAUGAAUCAUUUAUUUGUAUAUAGUGCUCGACACGAAUCCGAGUAGUUCGAUUAAAAUCCAAAUCCUUGUAUUUACGAAUUUUCCCAUCUCGAAUCCGAAUAUGAAUGAGGGUUCGGGCACAACCCGAAUCCAGAUUACUAACCCGGGAUUAGAGUAAAUUCGAGCCCAACAGAAGCCUUAUCAAUACAUUCCUAGAAAAUCAGUAAAAUCCGAUAUUGGUAUGUGACUUUACCGACGUGAUAAUGACUUGGUAAUAAAUUUACAAAAUUAAUAUCAUAUGGUACAAUAUUUAAUACUGUCUAGUAAUAGAAUGAUUAUUACGUGGUAUUAUUUCAUUACUGAAUUUAUGCAACCGUUUAAUACCAAAGCGGUAGAGUCACAUAUGUAUCAAUACAGCUCAUUUUUGAAUACCGAGUUUCUAAGAGUCUAAGAUUCUUAUGCAAGAAUCCGAGUUUGAUUCAAAUCCUGAUAAUAUCCUUUUUUUUUGAAGAUUUGCCCAUUUUGGAUUCGAAUCCAGAUUUGAAUUAAUCCCAGUCCGACUAAAUCCAGAUUUAUGCAGAGCUCUAAGAAUUUAUUGAUUUAUAUUUUGCAUCUCUGAGAUAAUGAUUCUCCUUAAACUUUCCCAGACGAGUUAGAAUCGUUACAGAGGUUACUAAAUGUAAGUGCCCAUUGGCGGGACGAACACGACAUGGGGGCCGUGCUAGGAAAUGUGUUCAAACUUCAGUACAUUUUUGACCUGGAGCCAGAAGAUCUGGCUGUUGGACGUAUUGGGAAAACUGAGACGGGGAUUUCACUCCCAUUCGAGCACAUUCUAGAAAUUGCAGAGGCGGCCAUAGAAUUUAAGGAAUUUACGGCAUCUGCGGCAUGGCUUCGACUUGCCAAAGAUAAAAAGAUUCCGGGACACGAACAAGUCUGGGCAGAAUUGGUGAGGCGACAUGAUGAGGCUUUUACAGAUGAAAGUAAAAAUCUUCACUUGUUCGAACACCCGCUCGCCACACACCCGGACGCGGCCCCCAUCAAAUUUCGCAACCUAGAAAAGUGGAAGGACGCCACGCUAGCCGAGAUGGAAGCGGACCUUACCGCUUCUCACUAUGCUACACUCGCCCUUUGUCGGGCGGGCGAUACUUUGAGGGGAGGUUGGAAAUUGAGGGGGUGUUGGUACGACUACCAGUACAUUAAGGGGCCACAUGGUCCCCUUCUACCCGUCCGAGUGGAACAGUUAACUGAUGAUCCGGACGGACUGGUCAUGUUCCGGGACUACAUUCCGACCCAAUGGGUUAAAAAAUUGAAGGAAAUUUCCUUACCGGAAAUGCCAUUUCAGGAACCACCCUCCCAUUGGCAACAAGGAGAACCAAGCGUGGCUGGUUUUGCGUGGUUUGAAGAUGUCGAUGUCGCCAGGGACCAGAAUGUCUGGAUUGCUCGAAAACUCGAGUUGACCACUGGAUUAAGCGUCGUGGGAAAUAUAGCAUCGGAAAAGCUGAGGGUGACCCUGUACUCUCUCGUGGGUCAAAUUUCCCCACAUCAUGACGCCUACUCCAUCUUUUCAAACUCGGCGGAGGACAGUUCACUUUAUUUAGAUCGGAUUUCGACAAUGCUAAUUUACUUGAACACGGUCGAACUUGGCGGAUCUACCGUAUUUCCGGUCGCUGGUGUCGCCGUGGCACCGAGAGAAGGUGACGCCAUUUUUUGGCACAGCCGGUGGCGAAAUGGGACCGUGGACAAGAGAUGGCUCCACGCUGCCUGUCCGAUUCCCUUGGGGGUGAAGUGGACAGCGUCAAAAUGGGUUAAAAAUGAUGGGAAUGCUUUUAGUAGAAAGUGUGACAUAAAUUCCCAGCUCUGAGUUGAUCGUAAUAUAACUCUAUUUUUUUUUAAUUCCUGAUCCCGCAUAGUUGGUUUAUUAAAUAUGAAUAGUUAAAAUAAACAUUUAAGGUUUGGAGUAUUAGUUUAUGAGUUUAAUACGGAAUCGCUCAUAGGUUAAAAAGUGGUUACCCUAGUGGGAUACGAACCCGCACUUUCUAUUAGCUAUUCCACACCAUGGGAAAUUUUCGCAGCAUGACGGCCUUUUUGGUGAACGUCAUUGAACCGUAUGACAGACACAAUAUGAUAACAAAUAUUGUUAAUCCGACUGAAAAUAAAAUUCCAAUUUUUUGCAAUUCAUUCGUUUUGUUUGAUUUUGUACAGCAUUUUUGCGACGAUAAUUUUUUCACUAACAAAAGCAAAUCAAUGCUUACGGUUAGAUUGAAAAAUUAAUUACUUCAAAGUUUCUGAUUCCACAAAUCUUCCCAGAUUCUUGCAAAACUCGUUGAGAGACGAACCAUACCAUCAGAAACAGAAUUAUUCUCAGAUUUCGCAAAUUCCAGGACAAGAACAAACGCCAGGGAAGCGAUUGUCCAUUUUAUUCGAAACAUUUUUAUGUAUUUGUAGUUUUCUACGAAACUAAAAUAAAAAUCUCACUUAAAAUCUAAAUUACAAUUUAAGCAAAUCUGAAUUUUCCUAGCGGAAAACAGGCUGCCAAAAAAUUAAUUUUCGUUGCUAGAAUUUUUUUUACCCCGUAAAAUUCCUACGGGAAAUGAAUGACGAACUAAAUUUAGGUUGAUACGGAUGUCUAGCAAUGAAAUCUAUCCAGACAUCAGAUGUACUGGGGUGAAGGUGCAAUUUCUAAUCUGCGUCACAUUCAUGAUUAUUAUUAUUGUAUUAGUAAUUUUUAUUGCGAUGUUUAAUAUGAAUAAAUGAUAUACCAAUGA